CCUGCGGGCUGGCGGGAGGGGCGGGGCGACCCGGUUACCGCGGGACCCCCCCCCCCUUCCCCUGCCCCCGGCGGCGCGGUCAUGAAGCUGAAGCUGAAGAACGUGUUCCUCGCCUACUUUCUGGUGUCGAUCGCAGGCCUCCUCUACGCGCUGGUGCAGCUCGGCCAGCCGUGUGAUUGCCUUCCACCCCUGCGGGCAGCAGCUGAGCAGCUCCGACUGAAGGAUCUGAGGAUUUCCCAGCUGCAAGCAGAUCUCCACCGCCCACCCCCUGCCCCAGCCCAGCCCCCUGAACCCGAAGCCCUGCCUACUAUCUAUGUCAUUACCCCCACUUAUGCCAGGCUGGUACAGAAGGCAGAGCUGGUUCGACUAUCCCAGACCCUGAGCCUGGUGCCCCGGCUACACUGGCUGCUGGUGGAGGAUGCUGAGGGCCCUACCCCGCUGGUCUCGCGGCUGCUCGCUGCUUCUGGUCUCCUCUUCACACACCUGGCUGUCCUUACCCCAAAGGCUCAGCGGCUCCGGGAAGGCGAGCCAGGCUGGGUCCGGCCCCGAGGAGUAGAACAACGCAACAGGGCCCUGGAUUGGCUCCGGGGCCGAGGGGGUGCUGUUGGGGGAGAGAAGGACCCACCUCCACCAGGGACCCGGGGAGUCGUGUAUUUUGCUGAUGAUGACAACACCUAUAGCCGGGAGCUCUUUAAGGAGAUGCGCUGGACUCGGGGUGUCUCAGUGUGGCCCGUGGGGCUGGUAGGCGGCCUGCGAUUUGAGGGUCCUCAAGUACAGGAUGGCCGGGUUGUGGGUUUCCACACUGCUUGGGAGCCCAACAGGCCCUUCCCCCUGGACAUGGCUGGAUUUGCUGUUGCCCUACCCUUGCUGUUGGCUAAGCCCAAUGCCCAGUUUGAUGCUACUGCACCACGGGGCCAUCUGGAAAGUAGUCUCCUGAGUCAUCUUGUGGAUCCCAAGGACCUGGAGCCACGAGCUGCCAACUGCACUCAGGUACUGGUGUGGCACACACGGACAGAGAAGCCCAAGAUGAAGCAGGAGGAGCAGCUGCAGCGGCAGGGCCAGGGCUCAGAUCCAGCCAUUGAGGUGUGAUGGUGGCCUCCCCCCAACUUCCACCUUAUUUUAGGCACAGACUUUGUGGGACUGGGCUCCAGGCCAAUCCAGGAUGUGGUUUUCUAAGUCCUGACCCCUCAGAACCAGAGGCAGCCCCUCCAGCCACAGGGUGUGGCCCAGCUGCUUCUCUCCUCCCCCCAGCCUGCCAUGGGGCACUGCCCACAGGCUGGGGACAAGCAGUCGUUUGUAUUGAGCCAGGUUACCCCUGUAUGGGGUAGAGUAGGACAGACAACCCAAGAGGGAGUGGCUAAGGAAAUGGUAACUUACUGGGGACCAGCAUGCACUGGGGAGCUGGAGGAGCUGGGCUGGACCCUCCCCACCUGAGCAUGUGGACUCCCUUCCUACCUCCAGAAUAAAAAAAUCUCAACCAGGA
This is a messenger RNA of Nannospalax galili (Upper Galilee mountains blind mole rat), 1483 nucleotides long. RefSeq names its product beta-1,3-glucuronyltransferase 3 (gene B3gat3). Bases 82 to 1089 code for a protein of 335 amino acids. The record is from RefSeq and is a predicted model, not a curated record. Gene Ontology annotation, biological process: chondroitin sulfate proteoglycan biosynthetic process; carbohydrate metabolic process. Gene Ontology annotation, cellular component: Golgi membrane. Lineage: Eukaryota; Metazoa; Chordata; Mammalia; Rodentia; Spalacidae. Gene Ontology annotation, molecular function: galactosylgalactosylxylosylprotein 3-beta-glucuronosyltransferase activity. The transcript has 5 exons.